Medioppia subpectinata is the source of this 2160-nucleotide messenger RNA. The record is from the annotation of a GenBank genome assembly. Lineage: Eukaryota; Metazoa; Arthropoda; Arachnida; Sarcoptiformes; Oppiidae.
AUUGGGAUCAAAAAAGUAUACCAAAUGAAUGAAUGACUCAAUGAAUGCAUAGUCUUAUAGUCUUAUACUUUCUUAUAGUUAUUGUCUUUCAAUACAACACAACAACCCUUUAUGUGAUGGAAGGGAUGUCCAGACCCUGAGUCCAUCCCGACAUCCAUUCCUCCACAUCGUCCGCAUUGUCCUCAUUGUCCAUAUUGUCCACACAUGUGAAUGCAAGCAACGGUUCCAGCCAUAAGACUAGACACCCUUAUCUAGUGAUCAAUAUUUGGAUUCAAUAUAUGAGUGUUUGUUAUGUUUAACACAAUUAAGACCACAAUCAAAGUGAGCUCACAAUACCAUUGAAUCGUUGGCCACAAUCUGUUGGACACAAUCUGGCCGUAAGUGAAGUGCUUGUGAUCUGGAAGUGAUUGGACAUUCAUCUGAAUGGAGACAAUGAUUGAAAUGAGUGAAUGCAUUGACGAGAGAGUGGAGGCCAGGGAUGAGACGGCAUUCAAGUCUCAGUCGGCGCCCACAACACCCACCUCUCAGUCCAGACCGCUGUCCGCUAACAUGGGUUGUCUCAAUCGCGGCCACCAAAGAGGUCACCAUAGGGUCCAGUUUCCCGAAGACCACCAGAUAGUGACCGGUUAUUUCGAUGCCCCCAACCCUUAUCAAUACGUGUCUGAAACUCAAACGCUGGAAAAUCUCAUCGAUUCGUAUCAAAUCGCGUGUGAGAAACAAAAUAUUAAACCCAUUCCUCGAGUUCUUCAACAAUUAAAGAGGUUUCGAUGCAACAAAAUGCGGGGCCAGGAUCUCAUCCUCAAAGGAGAACGGCUCGACUCAAGACAUUGUGAAGCAUUGGAAGAGAUAUUAAAGCGAGUUUUGUUCAGAACUAUUGAUUUGGAUUCAUGUGAUUUAGACUGUGAGGGAGCGUCGGCCCUCUUCGAUAUGAUCGAGUUCUACGAAUCGGCGUCUCAUUUAUGUUUGGCUAACAAUAAGUCGAUUGGAGUGAUGGGAUGGCAGUCGUUGUGCCGAACUCUCAAAAAGACCUCAUGUCUACAAUACCUCAAUCUUCGCAAUACGGGACUCAAUGAACAAAUACUUCUAAUAAUGGGUCGUGCGAUGCGUUUGGGCUCUCAUUUAGUUGCCAUACAUUUAGAAAACGCCGGACUCUAUGUGGCCGCCCUUAAGCUCAAUACAAACCUAAGAGAACUUUAUUUGGGAGACAAUAAGAUAUGUUCCGCAGAUGGCGUCCAAAUCGGGAAUCUUCUUCGCGCGAACGCUUGUCUCGAUGUCCUCGACCUGAGGAGGAAUCAUAUCCAAGACAUAGGUCUCGACCAUAUAUGCGAGGGAUUGUCUCAUCAGCCGUACGGAGGCCUCAAAAUUCUCAAUCUAUCAGAUAAUCAAAUAACGAGUCGAGCGAUGAAUCAUUUGGAUGAGACCAAUGCUGAUAACUCAUCAGAAUCGGGAACUUCUCAAAGGGUUGGUUACAGGAAUGAGAAUGAGAUGAAACCCGAUCUGAUAUCACAUGCAAUAAAUGGUUCCACUCCUCAGACCUCUUGCUCGUGGGGCUCAACCUGUGAUACACACAAACAAUCGGGUCGUUUCAGUGUAUCGCCCGUUAAUUUAGACACUGAAACGGACAACAAUUUAAACACCGGUUCCCUUGAAGACAAGACUGCAGUAUUGGACACCAAUUUGGAUGUAAUGCAAACUCAAACAACCGAUGAUCCGAAUAGUGAGAACAUUCAGUCCAAUGAUACCAAUAAUGAAACGAGCGAUAAACUCAUGGAUUUGCCCAAAAACAAAACAAAAACACUAUUAACGCCAGAAUCUCCUUAUAAUAAGAAUAUUCGGCGAAUGAGUUCUCCUAAUCUGUCCCAAACUAUUAAAGCCAAAGUCAAACCCUUUAAUCAAUUCAAGCCAUACACUCAUUUGGAAAGUCUCGACCUCAAGAGCUCACUACCCAUUUCACCCACAUUUUUUGGCCGCUUUGAAUUUCCGGAUCCAUUAUUGUUGAAAUUACCGCCAGAAGUCGAUGAUAUCAUUUCCAAGUUUGUCGAUUGCGACUCAAAUCAGUUACAAUGCCGUUUGGAUGCGGGACAGCCCACUAUAGCCACACUACAGCCCACUUUGACGCACACAUCUCCUCAUCCAAUGCCAGUCAAUCCAUGCGAAUAA